AUGAAAUAUGAAAGAUUUACAGAAUCCUUUAUUACCUUUAUAAAAAGAUUUCUAUUUUAUUCUGCUUUUGUAUUAGUUAUUCCUUUGCUUUUCAUUAAUGCUGUUGAAUUACAACAUCAUAAAUACUUAAAAGAUCAUAAUUAUUCUAAAAUUAUUAGGUAAAUUGAUCAAUUACCUAAUGAAUAAAGAGAAUCAAUUACUGCAUAUCUAAAUAAUGAAUUUUCAAUUCAAUAUAAAAUUUUAUUUUUGAUUCCAUUACUAUUCAUUGCUAAAGAAUUAUAAGAAAUAUAUGAUAAAGAAUUUGAUGACACAUAAAAAAACUAACUUAAUUCAAGUAAUAAUUUACCUCCACCUCCAAUUUUAUAACCUAAAGUUAUCUCAGAAUAUGUUCCUGAAAAAAAUGAGGAAAUAUUACGAAUUGAAAGUUAUUAUAGAAAUUAAAAUCAUUUUGAUUAAAUUAAAAAUAGUUAAGAAGUCUAAAAUAGUAAUAGUAAAUUUGAUUAAUCAGAUUUAAUCAAUAAAUUAUAGUUUGUAAUUUAUUAUGUUAUUUUAGACAAUAGAUAGCAGAUAAAAUUAAGUUGUUUAAUCAGAAUAUAGCAAUAAAUAAUUAGCCAGAGCUAGACAUUUAGGAAAGGAUAAUGAAUAAAAUAAUGAAUCUCCUUAAUUUAAACCUGCCAGAACUCAAACUAUUAAAGACUUUUCAUUUACAUAACAUACAUAAAAUACUUAAAAUAAAGUUGAUAAUCAAAUCACUACCAAAAUAUAUCUACUUUUGACUGAAAUCGCAAUUCUAAAAUCAUGCUUUGGCUAUCUUGUUGGUGUCUAAGAAAGAAUUUCAAUUGCAAUAAUCAUAAUAGCUUUAUCAUCAUUAUUAGAUAUUAUUUUAUUUAGUGAUUGGAUGCUAUUCAGUAAUCUUAUUAAUAUAUUAAAGUCACUAAGCCUUCAAUGGUAACUUAUUUGA
Molecule: messenger RNA, 961 nt
Organism: Paramecium primaurelia
Lineage: Eukaryota; Ciliophora; Oligohymenophorea; Peniculida; Parameciidae
Source: the annotation of a GenBank genome assembly